AUGGCCGGGGGCCGCCUCUCCCGGGCCCGCAUCCCAGCGGUCGCCGUGUGGCUUCUCUGCGCGCUCGCCCUCCGGGGCGCCGAGGCCGGGCCGCCGCCGGUGACCCCCGGUCUGCUCACGGCCGACGGCUGCCUGAACCGCUUUACCCCCGGGGUGCCUGAUUUCGUGCUCGACACGGACGCCUCGGUCAGAAACGGGGCCACCUUCCUGCGCUCCCUCACCGCGCGCCGCGGCCGGGACUGCGUGCACGCCUGCUGCAGCUCCAACGACUGCAAUCUGGCGCUGGUGGAAUUGCAGCCCGACGGCGGGGAGGACGCCAUCGUCUCCUGCUUCCUCAUCAACUGCCUCUACGAGCAGAACUUCGUGUGCAAGUUCGCGCCCAGGGAGGGUUUCAUCAACUACCUCACGCGGGAGGUUUACCGCUCCUACCGCGAGCUGCGGACCCAGGGCUUUAGAGGGUCCCGGAUCCCCAAGGCCUGGGACGGUACAGACUUGAAGGUACAGCCCCAGGAGCCCCUAGUGCUGAAGGAUGUGGAGACCACAGACUGGCGUCUGCUGCAGGGGGACACAGACAUCAGGGUCGAGAGGAGUGGUCCAGACCAGGUGGAGCUGUGGGGACUCAAAGAAGGCAGCUACCUGUUCCAGCUGAUGGCGGCCGGUUCAGACCAGCCAGAGAGCACGUCCAAUGUCACAGUCACUGUGCUGUCCCCUGAGCAGACGGAAGAAUACUGCCUUGCACCCAAGAAGGUGGGCCGCUGUCGUGGUUCCUUCCCUCGCUGGUACUACGACCCCACAGAACGGAUCUGCAAGAGUUUCGUUUAUGGAGGUUGCCUGGGCAACAAGAACAACUACCUUCGGGAAGAAGAGUGCAAGCUUGCCUGCCAUAAUGUGCAAGGUCCCUCAGCAGAAAGGCAUCAUCCAGUGUGUUCUGGCAGCUGCCACUCCAGCAAGUUCCGCUGCGGUGAUGGCUGCUGCAUCGACAGCUUCCUGGAGUGUGAUGACACUCCCGACUGCCCCGACGCCUCCGAUGAGGCCACCUGUGAGAAAUACACCAGAGACUUCGAUAAACUCCAGAGGAUCCAUUUCCCCAGGGACAAAGGGCACUGCAUAGACCUGCCAGACACGGGCCUCUGCUCAGAGAGCAUCCCCCGUUGGUACUACAACCCCUUCACUGAACACUGCGCCCGCUUUACCUAUGGCGGUUGUUAUGGCAACAAGAACAACUUUGAGGAGGAGGAGCAGUGCCUUGAGUCCUGUCGCGGCAUCUCCAAGAAGGAUGUGUUUGGUCUGCGGCGGGAAAGCCCCGUUGUUCCCAGCACAGGCUCCGUGGAGGUGGCCAUUGCAGUGCUCCUGGGUACCUGCAUCGUGGUGGUGGUCGCCAUUCUGGGCUACUGCUUCUUCAAGAACCAGAAAAAGGACUUCCACAGACACCGCCACCCCCCACCUUCCACCCCCACCAGCUCCAAGGUCUCCACCACUGAUGACAUGGAACACCUGGUCUAUUACCAAACAACUAGACCCCUCUGA
This is a messenger RNA of Budorcas taxicolor (takin), 1527 nucleotides long. RefSeq names its product serine peptidase inhibitor, Kunitz type 1 (gene SPINT1). The transcript has 10 exons. The record is from RefSeq and is a predicted model, not a curated record. The coding region runs from base 1 to 1527 and encodes 508 amino acids. Gene Ontology annotation, molecular function: serine-type endopeptidase inhibitor activity; protein binding. Lineage: Eukaryota; Metazoa; Chordata; Mammalia; Artiodactyla; Bovidae.